AUGAUAGAUCAAUUCUCGAAAUGGAUAGAGUGUGUAGCGUUGCCGAACCAGUCAGCAGACCUGAUCGCCCGAGAAUUCUUCAGUCGCUUUGUUGUAACAUUUUGGUGUCCUUUGGCUAUUCAUACCGACCAAAGCAGGAACUUUGAUGGAAAUAUGUUCAGGAAAAUCUGUGAAAUACUUCAAAUAACAAAGACACGAGCGACACCCUAUCACCCGUCAUCGAAUGGACAGAUUGAACGCUACAACCGGAUGAUUGCACAGAUAAUACGGUGUUACAUAGAGGGAAAGAUCAGACACUGGGAUAAAGAUCUGCCAUCUCUAGUCAUGGCACUACAUGCCACAGAAAACAAAUCCACCGGUUAUACACCGAAUCGUUUAAUGCUGGGAAGGGAAGUCAUGUUGCCAGCAGACAUUAUGAUGGGAGUCAGCCAAGCUAACUUGGAGGAUUUUGAACCAGUGGAGUGGGUGCAGAACUUAAACAGGGUCAUGGCUGAGGCUCACCAAUUUGCAAGACACCAUCUCGAAAGCACCCAAGUUCGCCAGAAGAAGGACUAUGAUUUGAAAUUGCGCGAACAAAUGUACAGCCCCGGAGAUACAGUGUACAAACUUGAUGAGGCAACAGUUGUUGGACAAAGCCGGAAACUACGUCCUCCUUGGAAGGGACCUUAUUUGGUGGUUGGAAGUGAACCUCCACUCUAUAUCCUCCAAGACAACAGAGGUCAAACGAAGAGGAUACAUCACGACAAGCUAAAGCUGUGUACCGAUGGAACUGCUCCAUUAUGGCUAGCUCGGGCUAAGCACACACUUUCUGUCAAGGACAAGUCAACAAACAGUUUUGAGAAGGAUGGCGCAAGUGGUCCAGAUACUUCUACCGAAGUUCUUCAUGACCAAGAUCCAAUUGACAAUUCUUCGGAUUGUGACCGCGAACAGUGCAGUACCGACGGAGAGUGUAUGGACGCCGAAGUUGUGACUAGGCGUGGACGACAAGUGAAAAAACCAGCCUACUUGAAUGACUAUGUUCAGUAA
Molecule: messenger RNA, 1026 nt
Organism: Pecten maximus
Lineage: Eukaryota; Metazoa; Mollusca; Bivalvia; Pectinida; Pectinidae
Exons: 1
Coding region: 1-1026 (341 amino acids)
Biological process (GO): DNA integration
Molecular function (GO): nucleic acid binding
Source: RefSeq, a predicted model, not a curated record